This is a messenger RNA of Uncinocarpus reesii 1704, 3444 nucleotides long. RefSeq lists its product as uncharacterized. Gene Ontology annotation, biological process: lipid metabolic process; phosphatidylinositol-mediated signaling. Bases 1 to 3444 code for a protein of 1147 amino acids. Gene Ontology annotation, molecular function: phosphatidylinositol-4,5-bisphosphate phospholipase C activity; calcium ion binding. The transcript has a single exon. Lineage: Eukaryota; Fungi; Ascomycota; Eurotiomycetes; Onygenales; Onygenaceae. The record is from RefSeq and is a predicted model, not a curated record.
AUGGCCUAUCCGUCGAGCGACUCAGACGGACGUCCUAGAUCAGGCUCUAAAUCAUCGUCCGAAUUUUCCCAGGUGACUCCAUUAGAAGAUGCCUUCACGUCCCUCAGCUCUUCAGCGCCCCCUGACUGGCAGUUCAACUCUGCAUCGAUGUCCACCUCUUCUAUUACUUUUCAAAAGCCGUUUCCAAGCUUCAGUGCCGUCACCUCACCACUGCACAUGUCGGUAGAUACUUCAGCCACAACCUUCCGAAAUGAUUCCGUUGAAACACCGCUGCUUGCGUCACCGUUGCCAUUGGAACUUCCAGAGCCGGUAUUGAGUAUUGCUACGCAAUCCGUUUUCACUGAUGGACCUUUGGGAAACGCCGCUUUCAAUAAGGCCCCUGGAUUGAUGCGAAGAUUAUCCAGAGGUGCGGCCAGUAAGCUUUCUCGGCGAAGGCUAUCAAAUUCCCACGACACGCGAGAUAACAGUUCGGGGCCCGUCAUACUGCGCAGAAGAAGCGAUAGUAAGACUUCAGUCUCCAAAGAUAGUGCCUUAGAGUCAAGUGUUGAAGAGGAUGAAAAAUCCGAGGCUCGUAAAAAUCGUGGCCCUCUCGAAGGAAGCACAUUCAGCGGCGAAUACCCGUUAUCCUGGGCUACUACCGCAGGGGUGGCGCCGAGAGUCGACCCUCUUUUACAGUGUGGCUCACUUCUCACAAAAGUGACCAAACAGAAGAAGAAACGGAAGACAUUCUUUCUUGAUGUCGAUGCAGCUAAAGUGUACUGGGAUCUCUCAAACCCGUCCAAGAGAUUUUAUAUCGACGACAUCAAAGAAAUAAGACUGGGCCAGGAUGCGCGGAAUUAUCGAGAGGAACAUCAGGUCCCAAUUGAAUUUGAGAAUCGCUGGUUCACAAUUAUCUUCGCUAAUCCCGAAGGGUCCAAGAACAAGCCUGUUAAGACAAUGCACUUGAUCGCACCGAGUCGGACCGUUUUUGAGCUGUGGACUACCACCCUAGAGCAGAUCUCCAGGUACAGAAUUGGACUUAUGGUUGGCCUAGCUGGCUCCGGCCAAAGUGAGGCUAUAUUGAAGGCGCACUGGCAACGCGAAAUCGGAAGACGUUUCCCUGGGAAGCCUGGCCUUGCUGAAGAAAAGUGCCUCGACCUUGGAGCUGUGGAAAAUCUUUGCCAUAGCCUUCACAUCAACUGUUCUAAAUCUGUUUUACGUCUUCAGUUUGCGAGAGUCGAUAUAGGUGGAACCGGGGAGAUCAACUUCUCCCAAUUUCAGGCUUUUGUGCAACACCUUAAAGCUCGCAGAGACGUGAGAAACAUUUUUGCAUCCGUGGAAACAACAAACGGUUUAAGCAUGGAAGAGUUCUUUGACUUCCUUCGCAAUACACAGGCGGAAGAUGUCGACAAUCGCAAAGAAUACUGGACUUCCGUUUUUGAAAGCUUCGUCCAAAAAUCAAGACUUCGAUCACAAAGCCUUCCAACACCCCUCUCUGGCUCAUCUGCGCGCAUGAAUCUUGAUGCUUUUUCGUCAUUCUUGAUGUCCACAGCGAAUAGCAUUUACCCAACCGAUGUACCCCAGCCAAAGUUUGACUUGCCGCUGAACGACUAUUUCAUUUCGAGCUCUCACAACACGUACCUUUUGGGAAGACAAGUAGCUGGUGCCUCCAGCACAGAAGCGUAUAUUACCGCCCUUCAGAAGGGUUGCCGUUGUGUCGAGAUCGACUGCUGGGAUGGCGCCGAUGGUCGUCCGAUAGUGUCCCAUGGCAGGACGAUGACCACCAGCGUCUUGUUUGCAGAUUGUAUAGCAGUUAUCAAUCGUUAUGCAUUUUUGUCGUCUGAGUAUCCGCUGAUAUUGUCGCUCGAAGUCCACUGUAACUCAGAGCAACAACUCCUCAUGGCCAGCAUCAUGAAGGAUGUCUUUGGUGAAAAACUCCUCCUUGAACCGCUUAGGGCGAAUUGGCCAAUCCUUCCGAGUCCGGAAGCCUUGAAGGGCCGAAUUCUCAUCAAGGUGAAAACAUCCGACGAGUGUGAAGGAAAUAGCGCAACUGUCGGUUCUGGUAAAGCUGUGGGCCGCAAACGAAGCUCCAGUUCUCCUUUCCUACCUUCAGCUGCUCAAAACCCAUUUCCAACUUACUCGCCGUUAUCUUCUCCGCCAACAAUCGGGCCCAUUGAUGGGUUACCCCCAAUUCUGGCUCAACCAAAGCGCUCUCUCACUGGAGCUAGCUUGAGCAGCGCCUCUGAAGAAAGCGAUGCAGCCUUCGCAGCCCUAGCCUUUCAGAAGGACAAGAAGAAGAUGCCCAAAAGCAGGGUCAUCAAAGGCCUUGCAGACCUUGGCGUUUAUGCUCGUGGUUAUAAAUGGCGAGGGUUCGACACUCCUGAAAGUAAACAGUUCAACCACGUGUACUCCUUUGCGGAAAGAUCUUUUGAAACAAUAUGCCGAGACCGUGAAAAUAAGGCACUUCUGGAGGCGCAUAAUCGCCUAUAUCUGACGAGAGUUUAUCCGUCCGGAUAUCGUCUGCGUUCGUCAAACUUUGACCCGAAUAGUUUCUGGCGGCGUGGUGCUCAGAUGGCUGCACUCAAUUGGCAAACCUACGACGUUGGUAUGCAGAUGAAUCAAGCCAUGUUUGCGGCGGGAAAUGAUCGUACUGGAUAUGUGUUAAAACCGGAAAGCCUACGUGUUCCACCAUCGUUGAAUUAUACAACAGACGGAAAGCCAAAGAUUGAUCGGCAAUUGCUCCGCUUUAGCGUGGACGUGAUCUCUGCUCAACAACUUCCUCGAUCCAGAGGCAUGGGUCCUGACGAUAGUAUUAACCCAUACAUCGAGAUUGAGAUUCUCAGCGCCGAUGACAAGAAGAAAGGUGUUGCGUACGGCGAAGGCGGAGUGAACGCUUCCAACCGCAAUGGAUUAUCGGGUAUCGGUCUUCCUCAUCGUCGUCGGACGAGGAUCGAGCAGAAGAACGGAUUCAACCCUAUUUUCGGAGACCAGUUCAGAUUCUCCCUAGAGACUAAAUACCCCGAUCUCGUCUUUAUUCGUUGGAUCGUAUGGAACUCCACGGAUGGCCGUAGCUUCGGGGGCAAUAAUAGCACGCAGCUCGCUACAUUCACGGCUAAGCUUAGCAGUUUGAACCAGGGUUAUAGGUAUUUACCACUUUAUGAUAGCAACGGUGAUCAGUACCUCUUUUCGACCCUAUUCUGCCGAAUCACCAAGUUUGAGUCUGUCCCUUCUCCGCAACAAGUGAACGUCGAAGAAUCGAAGAGCGAGCGUAUGGGUAUCUUUCGACAGCUUGGCCAGUCAAUGUUCAAACGUGCUCUGUCGACAGAAAGAGAGAAGGAGGCAUCUCGAGAGCGGGACAGGCUCAUCGAGGGCAUCCGAAAGGACUCGCUGAGCCGAGAAAAAAAUGAACCAUCGUCGUCAUCAUCGUCGCUUCCAAUGGCCACGAACGCCUCGUCGGCUCAGUGA